Molecule: messenger RNA, 3337 nt
Organism: Meleagris gallopavo (turkey)
Lineage: Eukaryota; Metazoa; Chordata; Aves; Galliformes; Phasianidae
Source: RefSeq, a predicted model, not a curated record
CCGGGCCGCUGCGCGCGGCGCUUCCCGCCGUGGAGGCGCGCCGUGAGGGCAGUGGUGCGCGCCUGGGGGAGAGCUGCGGGCCGGUACUGUGCUGCGUGCGCCUGAGGGGAGUCGCUGCCGCCCGCUCGUUCCGUUUCUUGAGCCCAAGGCUUUGUAAAUCAAAUCGUGCUCGCCUUCAUGAAAAAAGUGAGGCGCGUGGAGCGUGACGAUGGGAAGUGGUCAAGAACUUGUGAGCAGCCGAUCAGAAUGCGCUGCUAGUUAAACAGUCUUGUUUGGAUAACCACGUACAGACAGCUCAAGUACCAUUUAACAGCUGGAAAUUCAGAGUUGUGGCAGCGCAAUUACCAGUCACAUCCUUCAGAACACCAACAAAUAUUCUGAAGAAUAGCUGCAGUCCUUGAACCAGAUUUUCAAAGUGCGCAAAUACACCUGCAUGGAAAUCCGAAGAAUGUGAGGCACCAAGAGCACAGCUAACAAACCACAACGCCAAUGCAAAGGUCUGAUGAAGAUCAUUAAUUCACUGCUAAAUCUAUGGUUUCUAUAAAGAACAAAGCAGCAGGCUUCUCCACACGCAAAGACAAAAAUCUCUCCAGCAGUACAGGUAUAAACAUGACAUUAAUCCCUAAUGAAUCAUGGAGUGAUUUCAUCUUUAGUAGUAUUAUAAAUGUUGGGAUUUAAACUUUCAUUUUUUUGUGUGUAUAUGAACUUUUCCCUUCAGAAAUCAUCUUGUUCAGAAGAGUAUUUGUGGAGGGAGGGAGGAAUGAAGCAAUCCGUCCCCAGCCACGCUCCUCUUGACACAGCCUCUUACACAGCUCUGGAUGUGUGCACUGAGUGCCACCCCUGCAUCGGGACACGCUCGCUUGUUUUUCUGAAUCUGUACCACUACGUUGCCCAGCAUGUGACAAAGAAAGCCGUUUAACACUGACGAAGCCUGUGGUGACAUGAGUGCCACGGGUAUCUGGCAUCUAGCUCGCAGGAUUUGGGGGUCCCCUGGUGUGCAGCGGUUCUGAGAAGAUCAACGCUCCUGCUGUAACCGGGCUCCGAGUGGGAUCCAGCUGCGCCCUGAGGUAACCUCGCAGGUAGCGACGGAUGCGCACCAGCGGGUGCUGAGCCGCACGGAGCGCCCUGCAGCGCUGGCAGAAUGCCGUUACCGCCGCCGCCACCGCUGUGUAACCGCACCGCUCCCGCACGCGGCUCUGCUGCUCGAGAAAAGGUUUUUCUUGCUGAUGUUAACGAGGGGAAUGCCCCGGAAUUCUGGUACGCAUUUUCUCAAAUACAUGACAAGGCAUAUGGAAGAAUACAAACUUUCUGCCUGCUGAACCCAUUUGGAGAGGAUGCAUCACUUGGUGUGGAAGCAAGAGUAGUUGGUUAUGGCCAGGGAAAAAGGUGUGUGGUACCUGUUACAUCUCAAGAAGAGGGAAAACACUGUUCACUGAUUCUGCCAUAUAAAAAUGAUUGUCAUAGAUCUACAAAAGCUAUCCAAGAUGGAAUAUAUUUUACUGAGCUAAGCAAAGAAUCUGAUGAUCUGGAAGAACAACUGGCAGCGACUGCACAGGAGGAAACUUGGAAAAAGGUGUGGGGGCCAUGUCCUGAUAAACCUGGGAUCAAGAUUACAGAACUGUCCCCUCUGCAUAAAGAAAGCUCACCAAAAAAUCACCUACCACAAAACUUGAAUGGAAGUGUAGAGAGAAGAAACACUUCAGACAAAGAGAAAAGGGAGAAGGAAAAUGCCUCUCACGAAAAUGGUGCUUCACAGGAGAUUUUUGAAGCAGUAAUGGCAAUUAAUUCAGCAAAGAACUUGUUGCCAACUUUUAAAGACAUACUUGGUAGAAUGACAAACGUUUGUAAACUUUCUACAUCAGAAAUGAUAGUUAUUGAUACACAAGAGGAUUUGCUGGUAAAAGAGUUAACAGCACUCAAAACUACCAAAAGAUUGUUAUGGCUCUUACUUCAAAGAAGAGAACAGAAACACAUAGACAGUGAAAACAUUGAUGCUUUGAUACAGAAGUUAAGUGAAAAUGAAACCCACAAUACUAGUCUCAGGAGAAAGAUAGUAGAAAGAGAAGAACACAUUAAAGAACUUUCAUCUAGGAUUCAGCUUAAAAAAAUCCAUAUAGUGAAAGAAGAUUAUCUGUCAGGACCGGUAAACACAAUUGAAGCUCAUCUGCAGUAUCAGAUUCAAAGAAAAGAAGUGGAAAACGAUGAAUUAAAGCUGAAAACACAGACUCUAGAGAAGAAAAUAGCAGAGUGGAAACUUCAAAUUGAUGACUACAAGCAUCAGAUGUUGGCCUUGAGGGAAACAAGUGAGCAAAAGAAGGCUGAUCUGAGAAGAGCAAUCAGGUCCCAGAAACGAAAAACUGAAUGCUUUGAAGAAGCUGUGGAAAAUUUAACCUCCAGAGUAAAAGAACGUGAAGUGAAAUUGUCUGAGAUACUGUCAGCUUCUGAUCUCUGGAAAAAACAGCAUGAUAGAAUGGUAGAAGAAAAGACAAUGUUAGCAGUUCAGACAGAAGACCUAAAGAAUUGUGUACAAGAACUACAAGCAGAAGUAGAAGUAUUGAAAUCCAGGUAUAAAACAGUCUUCAGUGAAAACAAAAGUAUAAGAGAAAGCAAAUGCUUAGAAGACUAUGAGGUGAGGGACAGAUCAGAGCCUAAGUUGAAGGUGUUAGAACACGUUUGUGGUUUACUGAAAGCAGCUGAAGGAAAACUGCAAGGAUUUCAAGAAAAUCUUGUGUACUGGGAAAGGAUCAACGCACAGAAAUGUGAAACUCCCAGGGAGCCACAGGUUCAGGAGGAAGAUGGUGUGAAUUCUGUGGGUAAUCAUUCCUUAGAAGAAGAAAACAGUAACAUUCAGAAGAAAUAUGAACAUCUUAAGAGGAUGCUAGAAAAGAUGGAAUUUCAGAAUGAAGAACUUGCAUAUCUGAUCAGAAAAGAAGAUGAAAGUCUUCAGUGCAGUAAAUUGCAGCUUGAGGAGAAAAUUGCGGAGUACAAUAGUUUAACCAAACAACUGGAAUCUGCUUUGGAGGAAGGAAGAAGAACGGUAACUGAAGAAUUUGAAAAAAUGUCAUACUUAGAACAAGCCCUUCAGACAAAAAUGCUCGUUCUUGAAAAUGAAGUGAGAGAGAGGCAGGAGGAGAAAAAAGAACUUCUCUGUGCGUUUAAGCGUGAUGAAAAGCACCAUGAGUUAUGCUUGAAAGAGCUGGAAGAGAGCCUACAAAGGUCAGAAAACAAGAACCAGAGCAUCCAGAAUUAUGUGCAGUUUUUGAAAACCUCGUACAUAACAAUGUUUGGCUGAAUUCUGUAACUUCAUUUAUUUUAAUAAUAAAGAAACAGUACAAGA